Messenger RNA from Syzygium oleosum, 1740 nucleotides. Its product is annotated as probable pyruvate, phosphate dikinase regulatory protein, chloroplastic. NCBI's taxonomy places the organism in Eukaryota, Viridiplantae, Streptophyta, Magnoliopsida, Myrtales, Myrtaceae. The transcript has 3 exons. Bases 95 to 1306 code for a protein of 403 amino acids. Gene Ontology annotation, molecular function: transferase activity, transferring phosphorus-containing groups; ATP binding. The record is from RefSeq and is a predicted model, not a curated record.
UAGAGAAAAUCACUCAUUUAAAUAUCUUCAUCAGUCGAUCAAUACCUGAAAAAAGAAUAAAAAAGGAGAGAAAAAUCCACCGGCAAAUACUAAGAUGUCCGCCGCCGCCGCCGCCGCCGCCGCCGUGAACCUCCCGGGCCACCGCCCAACGCCGCCGCCCGCCUCGGCCGCCCAGCCCGGAGCCGGGACGGAGCCGGACUCCGACCCGUCCGCAGCCCGCAAGCUCAAGGGCAGCGCCCAGCUGAACCGGUGGUCCAGGGCCCGCGCGAUCCGGUCCGGCCGGAAGCUGGACCGGCCGGCCCAGAAGCCCCAGGCGACGGCGACGGAGCGUCCGGGCCCCCAGGCGGCGCUGCUCGACGGGCUCUCGGGCGACGCGGAGGGUUCGACCGGGAGCUACGGCGACGAUCACGUGGAGCUGAUGGCGACGGCGGCGAAGCAGAUAUACGUGGUCUCGGACGGGACGGGGUGGACGGCGGAGCACUCCGUCAACGCCGCGUUGGGCCAGUUCGAGCAUUGCUUGGUGGAUCGUGGGUGUUCUGUAAACACCCAUUUGUUUUCUGGGAUAGAUGAUGUGGAGAGGCUGCUGGAUAUUGUGAAGCAAGCAGCAAAAGAAGGUGCAAUGCUUGUUUACACCCUUGCUGACCCUGAGAUGGCUGAAUCUGCAAGACAAGCCUGCACGCUUUGGGGCGUACCAUCCACCGAUGUCCUUGGCCCAAUCACUGAGGCCAUUGCUUCUCAUUUAGGUGUCUCUCCUUCUGGCCUUCCCCGUGGUGCGCCUGGGAGGAGCUUCCCUCUCACAGACGACUAUUUUCGAAGAAUUGAAGCGAUCGAGUUUACGAUAAAGCAAGAUGACGGUGCAUUGCCGCAAAACUUGCACAAGGCAGAUAUCAUCCUUGCUGGCGUUUCUCGAACUGGAAAGACGCCGUUAUCCAUUUAUUUGGCUCAAAAAGGUUACAAAGUGGCAAACGUGCCUAUUGUCAUGGGUGUAGAGUUGCCGAAGACUCUGUUUGAAGUAGACCCAGAGAAGGUAUUUGGUGUCACGAUCAAUCCUGUUGUCUUGCAAACGAUAAGAAAAGCCAGAGCUAAGAGCUUGGGCUUCAGUGAGGAUACUCGGAGUAAUUAUUCAGAGAUGGACUAUGUCAGAGAAGAACUGGAGUUUGCUGGGAAGAUUUUUUCCCAAAAUCCAGUUUGGCCUGUCAUUGAGGUGACGGGAAAAGCAAUUGAAGAAACCGCAGCUGUUGUUUUGAGGCUAUACCAUGACAGGAAGCAAAGAUGUUCGAUGCCAAGAAUCUCAAAGCGAUAUUAAAGAAAAGGAAGUCAACUUCCAAGUCCUCAUGUACCAAAUGGGAUGCUGAGGCUGUGUACUGCACCAAAAUGAGUCCUUUUCUGCUUGAGCUUUCGUUUCCAUAUCCGAGCAAAGGUUUGCUUUCAAAGCACAGAGUGAUCUGACUGUAUGCUAUCAAUUUAUGUGAAUUUCACCAACAAUUAUGCCCAAGCAUCAUGAUUGUUCCCAUAUGUUUUUCUUUCAAUAUAACCACAUAGUUGCUAGGGGAGAAAAAGCGUCGCCAAUGCUCCUGCUGAGGUCGUCAUCUUGUUGCUGUAGAACAAUAACUAAUAAUACCUACCUACAGAGUAUUUAAGCAUCCUCGUACGCUCAUGGAUGCAAGUUGUAUGUUUGUGAAUAGCGUUAAUAAUAUGUCUUUCAUUUCUUGAAGAAAUGAGGCAAUAUCAUUAAAAUCA